Populus trichocarpa (black cottonwood) is the source of this 2601-nucleotide messenger RNA. RefSeq lists its product as uncharacterized. The record is from RefSeq and is a predicted model, not a curated record. The transcript is spliced from 5 exons. Lineage: Eukaryota; Viridiplantae; Streptophyta; Magnoliopsida; Malpighiales; Salicaceae. The coding region runs from base 829 to 2382 and encodes 517 amino acids.
AUAAAAAGCGAAGAGCAAAAGCAGUAAGAAAUGAAAGAAACUUUUUUUUCUGUUUCAGGUUAGUGUUGAUGCAACAGUAACUACACAUCCUUCUCAGUUUUCCAUGAGAAAACAAGGUCCAAGUACACGAAAUUUAUGCAGCAGCAGCAGCACAUGAGAAAGAAACACUCACAGCACAGCUUUCAUUUGAAAUCUCUGUUCCUUCCACAUAACGAGGUUGCACGCCUGUAGCCUUAACUUCUCCCGCUCCUCCCUCUCUCUCUCUCUCUCUCUCAGCUUUCAUCAAUUUUGGGUUCAAAAUUGAUGGUAUAUUUUGGGUACUGGACUCUUGCUUGGCUGCUCUAAGUAACCUCUCUUUUCAAAUCCAAAAUGGUACAUUUUGGGUUCAAUUAUUAUUAUUAUUAUUAUUUCACUCUAAAAACAAUAUAAGCAUAAACUAUUAUCGAAGUACUUUCAAAAACUAAAGUUUAGUAGAAGUACUAUAAUCUGUCACAAGAGUCCGAACUCUGACUUCUCUCUGUAGCUCCAAACUGUUACUUCAACUAGAACCCGCUUCUCGGCAGGCCAAUUCCUACAUAAUAAAACAAACAACCAACCUGUAAUUUUUCAAAUCAAAAAGGAAAGUUGUUUGUGCCAAAAAUUUGUGUUCAAAACUCCAAACUCUCUCUCCUACACUGUAUCCACCAAUAUAAAAUGAAGUUGUUGUGAACUAUCUGUGUUCAAAUCUUGAUCUUGAAACUCUUUUCCUUUCUUUGACAAGAAACCAAAGUGUAUCUCAAAACCAAGAAGAAAAAAGGAAGAAAAAACUGAAGUAGCUGUUGUUCUUGAAUGGAUAAAGUAUCGACAAUAACAACAUUGACAACAAGGAGACCAAAAUGGCAAUACCCACCAGCCCAACCAACUCCAAGAAUCCUCCAUUUACCUCGAAGGCCUCGCAGGAAACCACAAGUGCCAAAGGCCAAUGCCACAAAGCCAAGUUCACAAAGAGACGAGAAAGGAAAGUUAGAGGCUUUGUUUGAUCAAGAAAGAGGGUUUGCAAGAGGGGUUGUGCCAAUUAUGAUGGCUAGCGGUAGCAGGGGUUAUCAGUGCUUUGAGGAGGAGAGGAGGGAGAGAGUGGAGGAGAGGGAGAGUGUGGUGAUGGAGGAGGAGAAGUGGAGGUUUCAAGCUGAGAUGUUGAGGGCAGAGUGUAAUUUGUUGCGGAUGGAGAGAGAGAUUGCUGUCAAGAAGAUGGAGAGAAGAAGAGUUCAAAUGGAGAGGAUUCUGAGAUCUGCUGUUGAAACUCUGCUUUCUGGGAGAAAAGGGAUUUGUGAUGGCAAGGAUGCGAGCAUGGUAUUGGAUGAAGAGAUUCAAGAAUUGGUAGAGAAGCUAGAGAAGUUGCAAAGAAGAUCAGGGGUUAAGGAUUUAGAAGGUCGAAAGUGUAGUAAUUUAGAUAGACAAGUAUCUCUUCUUCAAAGAGGGCUAAAGAACUUUGGAGGAGAAUCGGACGAGAAAUGCGUUAAGGAGAUCCAAGAGGUGGCGGAAGCAAGCAUGUCCAUAAAAACAAACUGCAGUGUCCAUGAGACUUUUGCUUCAAAUCGCAGUUGCAAUCAGAUGGAGAUACUGAGAAGGAAAAUGGAGGGAUUGUCGAAUAGAAGCUUGUUGGAGAGAAUGGAAGAUGAGUAUGGUUCAAUGCACUCUACAGCCAGCAGUUCUGCUGCCAAUUAUGCCUCCUCUUCCAAGAGAAUAAUAGAAUUUCCUGAUAAGCCUUCAUCUUCAACAAGACAACCAUGCAAGGAGGAGAAAACAUGCUCUGGGUGCUGCAAGAUCAUAGUGCGGAGCGUCAUAGAGCAAGUUCAGGCUGAGACAGAGCAAUGGUCCCAAAUGCAAGAGAUGCUUGGGCAAGUCAGGAAUGAGAUGGAAGAGUUGCAGGCUUCUAGAGAUUUUUGGGAAGAUCGAGCACUUGAUUCUGAUUGUCAAAUUCAAUCCCUGAAUUCUGCUGUGCAAGAAUGGAGACAGAAAGCCCUCUCUUCUGAAGCCAAGGCAAAUGAGCUACAAAAUCAGGUAGCUGUGCUUCAAGAGGAGCUCGAGAGGUUGAGGAAGGAAAGAGUUAAAGAGACAUCAAGGUCUAAAAACUUACCAUCAAUUUCUUUGGAGGCUCCAAAUGAGACUGAGAAGCGAGUAUUAGUUUGUCGUUUGAAGGAAAACCGUAAUACUAAUGAUGAUUGUCGCCAGAAGAAGGCCUUUAGUGAUGGCAGCAGAAAGCCACACGCCUGCGCCGGUGGACUUGAUGCUCCAAAACGGUCACUUUUUAGAGAUAUUGGAAAUUCAUCUCCCUUGGCGAGACAAAAUAGUAGAGCAGUUUUCCCUUUGCACUACCCUGUGCAGGAAAACUUCAAAUUCUGAAAAUUCAUCAAAUUUCCCCCUUUCCCCCAUCUAAAUACAUUGACUGUAAGAGAGCCAAACUUCAAAUGUGUCGCACUAGAGAACAAGUCCAUGUUUAGUUUGCGGGGGAUCCAAGAAUUACCAUUGCAGUUCUUUUAGCUCUUGACACAAGUUCUCUACCUUACGGAAUGUGCAUCAACCUGUGUACUUGUGAAACAAAAACAGAAGUAGAAGCUUUUA